This is a messenger RNA of Drechmeria coniospora, 897 nucleotides long. Its product is annotated as putative AC9 transposase. The transcript is spliced from 3 exons. The coding region runs from base 1 to 897 and encodes 298 amino acids. NCBI's taxonomy places the organism in Eukaryota, Fungi, Ascomycota, Sordariomycetes, Hypocreales, Ophiocordycipitaceae. The record is from RefSeq and is a predicted model, not a curated record.
AUGCGGCAGUAUGAAGGUCAGAAGGAGAAGGUCAAGCAACGCAUACAGUCAGCAAAGUCAAGGAUUCAUAUCAGCUGCGACUUUUGGACUUCCCCCAACUCGUUGGCAAUCUUAGGCGUAGUUGCUCACUAUGUUACGGAAGACGGCAAGCUGGAACACUGUACUUUGGCCCUGAAAGACAUCGACUGUGAGCAUGAUGGGUCUCACCUCGCUGCGGCAAUCAUGGAAGUGGUUGAUGACUGGGGCUUUGCUUCGAAACUUGGAUAUUUCGUUACGGACAAUGCGAGCAAUAACGACACCAUGAUGAAAUCUCUUUCUCUUGGCCUUCUACGCCAAUUUGACAUUCAGUAUGAUGCCAAAUCUCACCGACUCCGCUGCCAGUGUCAUAUUAUCAACCUCGCUGCGAAAGCCUUCCUCUUCGUUACCGAUAACGAGAAGCUUGAACUGGAAGAUUCUCGUCUUCAUAAUGUAACACUGAAGCAGAUUGAGGCGUGGCGGCGAAAGGGUCCUCUUGACGCAAUUGACGGCUAUUUCAGCAAGUGGAGAGAAGCAGAUUGCGCUGGAGACGAGCUCAUUUCGGACGACUGGAUCAUCCUCGAGAAGGUCAAGUCCUUUCUAGAGAAGCUCAAAAUGACGACCAAAGCCCUCGAGUCAUUAUUUGCAACACUCGAUAAUGUCCUCUUGGCCAUGGACUUCGUGUUGGCACAAUUCGAAGCAGGAAAAGAGGCAUAUAUGGACGAUUCGAUUAUGGCACCAAUGUAUAACUCUGGCUGGGCGAAAUUGGACAAAUACUACCCUCGUUCUGACGAGUCGCCUGCCUACGUUGCAGCUAUUGUGCUCCACCCAUCGCAUGAGCUGCGGAGCGUGGGUAAAAGAUUCGGAGAUCAAACCCAGUAA